GAACGCAGAAGGACGGCGAGCCACGCACAUUCAAAGUGAGGCGUGACACGCAAUGGCGGAAUUCAGGCUCAGGUGCAGUGAAACACGGAAGUGACGGCGUAACGCGUCUAGGUGCCAUAGCAACAGACCUACUGGGACGCUUCAGCCAUGAGUCCUGUUCGGCCGCGGUACUUCACCCCACGGGAAGUGUCCAGACACUGCGUCCUCAGCGAUUUGUGGGUUUCCUACUUGGGCAGAGUGUACGACCUGACUCCUCUGUUAGAGCAGCACAAAGGUGACGUAUUACUCAAGCCAAUCAUUGCAGCUGGGGGCAGGGAUAUCAGUCACUGGUUCAAUCCCAAGACAGGGGACGUAAAAACCCAUAUUGAUCCACAGACUGGAUGCCUGAAGUAUUACACACCCCAGGGACGCUUCCUGCACAUAGCACCCUGCUUUCCAUGCUCGGGAUGGGAUAAUGACUUUGGACGGCCCUGGUGGAAGGACACCAUCUAUCAGGUCUGCUCAGAGGAGACAAUAUGGGAGAUCCUACAACGUUACCUGGCAUAUAACGCCCAUGCAGCAAGCUACACCUGGAAAUUCUGUGGGGUUCCUCUUGACAUGGACAAGACCCUACAGGAGAAUGGUGUGCAGGAUGAAGACCUGGAGUUUGAAGAGCUUAAGAUAGAUGCUGAUCUGUAUACGCCAAGUAUACAUCUGUACUUUAAUGAUGAUCUGACUGAGCUGUGAUGAGCAACAGGGGUAAAACUCAAAAUAUAGUGCCAGUUACACGUUUAAUAGAAAUCUCUCUACACACGACUAAAAAUGCUCGCACACAUAUAGCCAAAAAAAUCUCUCUCUCUUUCAUUUCUCUCAUCUCUCAAUCUCUUUCAUUGUGUGUACUAUACGAGUUCAGAGGCCAAUCUGUAACUAACCAGUACCACACAGCCAAACAGAAUGUCUAAGGUUCUUACAUGUAUAUCUUUGUAGCCAAUCAAAUUGCAGCUCAAGGCAGUCAGACACUAAUGAUUGGUAAGCAAGGAUUGUACUUGCCAUAAUGGGCAGCCCAUGGUGCCAGAUUUAUGUAGGAGAUAUAAAUAUUGUUGCAAUUUCAAAUAAACCCUUAUUGUCAGCAUA
Xenopus laevis (African clawed frog) is the source of this 1113-nucleotide messenger RNA. It is a transcript of the gene cyb5d1.L, whose product is annotated as cytochrome b5 domain containing 1 L homeolog. Gene Ontology annotation, biological process: cilium movement. NCBI's taxonomy places the organism in Eukaryota, Metazoa, Chordata, Amphibia, Anura, Pipidae. The record is from RefSeq and is a predicted model, not a curated record. Gene Ontology annotation, cellular component: axoneme. The transcript is spliced from 4 exons. The coding region runs from base 148 to 726 and encodes 192 amino acids.